Thelazia callipaeda (thelaziosis nematode) is the source of this 7326-nucleotide messenger RNA. NCBI's taxonomy places the organism in Eukaryota, Metazoa, Nematoda, Chromadorea, Rhabditida, Thelaziidae. The record is from the annotation of a GenBank genome assembly.
AUGGUGAUUCUAAACGAAAAGAAGAAUUUUAACAAAGAUCAGCGCAUCGGUAUUUGUAAACAAUUGAAGGAAACAAUCGUGCUAGCUGGUGAUGUUUCUAAUAUCGGAUGUGACUGGAAAAAAUUAAUCGAAGAUUUGUUAUGUUGCAUAAAGAAUAUUCAACAUGAAGUGAAGAGCUCUGUUUCGGAGUGCUUAGGAGCACUGGGGUCUAUCAUGUCUUCGCAGUAUAGUGAAUUUUUAAGGAUAACAUUGGCUGAAGCAAAGCUAAUUCCUGAUAAAUUUGAAGAUGAUAAAGCUUUGAUUUUAAAAUCAAUUUUUUUAUCCUUGACAUUGAUAGGAAGUUAUUCCUGGCAGUCUCAUAUUAAAGUGCAAGAUAUAGAAACACUUAUGACAUCAAUCAAAAAUUGGCUUGAAAUAAACGAGUCUCCCGUCGUUUUGAUAUCUAUUUUGGAUAUUUGUCUAGCUGUUUCUAAAUAUUUUCCUGCAGUUUUUAAACUAAGUUUUGAUGAUAUAGUUGAUUUCACAGUUGGCUGGUAUACUGAACCUGAACAGCCUAAUUCAGUACCUGAUAAAUGCCACGAAGUGCUUAUUGAAUUGCGUCCUUACUGGAACAGUGCAAUACCUGCAGCCGUGACGCUUAUGAAGCAAUUUAUUGACGAUGCAAGUGCAUAUAUUGAGGACAUUAAGAUAAGCACAUCGAAUCCGGAAAACACCAUGGCCAAGAUCGCUUCUAUUUUGCAGGCUCUAACAACGAUGUUCAAGGUAUUGAGUGCUCUGGAGAUAAAUCCUCUUGUCACUGAUUUUGUUGAAAAGAUUUUUAAACUCAUCAGUCAACAAGUUUCUUAUCUUGACAAUGUUAAUGUUGUCAAGAUUGGUACUGCUUUUGAAUAUGUAGCUGAAAUUCUCCGAGUGGCUUUGAAAAUAAUUCCAAGAUCUGACUUGUCGAUCGAAUCAUUUAAAACGUUGAGAACAAUGCUGACUCAUUCAUCUGUGAAUGAGAAGUCUAUGUUGAAAAUUCUUAAUCAUACUGCAAAGAUCAUGGAAAAUGUGACUCCUGAAGUAAUUGUGGAAAUUAUGGAUUAUAUUGUUGGUGAUGGUGAUUUCUUAAAUCUUAUAGUUGCGAGAUCGCAAGAAGUCAUUCAAGCUUAUAGUAAUGUAUUAGGCAAACUGUUGACUCCCAAAAAAUUGUCAACAUUGCAAGUAGUUUACAGUCGAAUUCGCGAGCAUGUGCUGAAUUUGCUAAAUAUCUUGAAGAAAAUUGAUACAGAAGAAUGUUUUACGAAGACUACAGUAAUCGAGAACAAAUUGAUCGUAUAUUUCAAUGCUCUCUACAGUCUUGGAAUCAUCAAGAACUCACUUAUUGCAGUAAGCAUAAUGAUGGGUCUUUCGCCUAGUCUGUUCACUUUCCUGAUAACGGAAACACCAAUCACUGAGAAGUGGUUUAUUGUAAAUCAUCCUGGCUGUCACUACGCCUUACUGUAUAUUGUAAAAGCACAUAGUGAAAAGCAUGAAAAUUUUGUUGCAAAUAGCUCUUUGCUCAUCAAUCAGAAAAGUUUGGCACUUGUUUCGGAGCCGGCGACAGCAAAACAUACAUCCGCAAUACUUGACGUAGUAACAAAAUUGCUGAACCUUGAUGACUUUUUAUGGGCUGAAACAAGGGUUCUCCUCAUUGACUGGAUUCAUAGCAUAUUCUCGCUAUCAUCAGAUGUCGUCCAACAUAUAAUUUGUAAGAAGGAAGCAAUUGAAAUGAGGAUGGCGUUGUUAGAUUCUUUUGUGAGGCAUUCCUUACCAAAAAAAAUUGUUUUAGAGAAUAAAACUGCGGCAGGUCAUCGAGUUCGACAUUUUACCUUGCUUCGUAGACUAGGUGUUUUUAAUUUGAUCAGAAAUGAAAUUCCUGAAACAAGAGCAAAGUUUGUUAGACGUAUUUUCGAGCAGUGUCAUUUGGGUAGCAGUGAUAAAAUAAUUGGUAUUUGGCAAACUACUCCACCUGCAUUGUUUAUCAACAAUGGAUUGACAGAAUGUGCGCAGGAUCUGAUGGAGUUUGGACAGCAGAGCAUUCCUGAAAGUUCGUUCACGUCCGGACAUUUUUUAGUUAUUGCUGAUUUCUUGCUCAAUUCAAGUAUUCCGACAUUUUGCUCAAACAAUGUCGAUGAUGGUUACUGGUUAACUGAUACAGCGUCUAUAGUGUACACUAGUGCAAUGGGUGAUCCCAAUGCAAAUACAGAUUGUAUAUCUAAAUGGCGAUGGAUCAUUAAUCAACUUGCGCAGUUCUGCAUUGAAAAUCGCUUGAGAACUCCACUUGGAAAACCCAUGGAUACUUUUUUAGCUUUUGAAAAUGAGAUACGUCGAUUAGCAAGUGGUGCUCUCUCUCGGAGAAAUGUGAUUACAGCCAGAAGUACUAAAAAAGAAGUUUCAUCUAAAAUCGUUGCGUUCGGGAACGAGAAAAAAGGCGCUGAUGAUGAGGAUGAUAUAGAUGGUGAAGUUGUUCGAGAAACACGUCAUUUAACGAAUUUCGAGCAAUGGUGGCGCGUACGUGCUUUGUUGGAUACGAUCGAGAUGUUGGACAAACUAAUUAUUUAUGCCUGUUAUGGAAGUGUAUUCCAAUUAUGUUCUAUUUCACAGAUUUCACAGCAGUUUAUUGUUACAAAUAAGGAUAGCUGCUUACAUUGGCUUUCACGCUCAUAUUUACCGAUGAUGGCUGUUGCAUAUACGAAUAGCUAUUUUGCUCAUGUUAUACGUUUAGGUGGCUGUGCAUUGAAAGAUAUUGAAAAGCAGAUUUCGGAAAAAAAAGAAACUAUUCAUGGAAAAAUUUCAGGUGAAAUAGAUUCUGUUGGAAAUACAUGUGUUACUUGGAUGGUUAAAGCCUUUAUUGAGUUGAGUCGACCGCAAGCAAUAAUGGGCCUGUAUGCCUGGAUAAAAAAAACUUAUGGCAAGCAAUGCUCGUGGAUAAAGUGCGCGGCUAAAAUAGCAUCCGGACAGAUUGAGUCAGCUUUGGAUGGUUUAAAAAAGUGUCUACGUGAUAAAACUUUAUCAGAGAGUGAGAAAAGAACUGUGCGGCAGCUUUUUACUUCUCCCAAGUUUAAAAUGUUUUUCAGAAUGAAAUCGUUGAUGACUUUUGAGAAUCAGUCAAAUAGCGAAUCAGCAAUCUCAGUACCAUGGGAUAUACAAAACAGUCUUUUUGAGUUAGAGCUCAAAUUAAUGGAUAUCGUACAUGAUCGCGUCAAUAGAGAUACCAAAUUUGAAGUCACAGAUUUGACUCGACAGUUAGGUGAGGCUGCAAAGAUGCUGAUGGUAGCGGAUACUAAUCUGAUAGUUCAUACGCGUGCAAGUGCAUUGCAUAUGUUAACCACUGCUGUGAAGGAUAGCGGAAAACCGAGUCAUAAGCAGCAAAUUGUUGCAAAUAUGAUAGACCCUUCCUUUUUAUUUGAGUUAAAGGGUCGCUCAGUGGUACAGCAUCUAGGAAUCAGUCAACAGUUGAGUACUUGGUUGCAAAGCAUGCAAAAUAAAGAAAGUAAUGGACCGUUCUCAUUAGGAUUAAUCGUAGAUGAGACGGAAUAUUAUCUUGGAAUGGCAAAAUUAGCUCGAAAAACAAAAAAUUACAGACUUUCAGAAAAAUGCAUCAAAUUGCAUUACAAUAAGCGUCUUCCAACUCUUGAUAACUAUCAGAUAAUAAAUUUUCGAGGCAUUCAAGGAAAUUGGAUCAAUGGACCUACUGAUAAAGAAACAAGCAUGUUUUUUUCUGAUAAUAUACAGAUACCUGUGCAAGAAAGAUUAUUCAGUUUUGAAAAUCUUACGUCUACGUAUGGAUUAUCGAAAAUGAUGUGGGCAAAAUCGGAAACUGUAGAAAAUGAGUCCUGUCGCACUCUCAUAAAAGGAAAAGCGUUUUCUUUGUUAUUAAAUGCUGUAGCUGAUGAAGUCGAUCGAUUAUUAUACAAAAAUAAUCUGAUGUUCAAUGGCACACCGACUGUCGCUCCUGAUGCACUCAUUUCUGUUCUUAGCCAAAUUAACAGUCUUAAUAGUGAUGAGUUAUCCCCAGCAUUAAAGGGACUAAGUCACAUAGCGAACAAGCAGCAAAAAUUAAUAAAUAAUGAAAUGCCCUCGAAAGCAAUCAUUCAGCUUGCACGCUGGUUACAGAUGCAACCUAGCGUAUUGUCUGUAAUUAUGAAUAAUUCUAUGCGUAUAGCAUCUCAUAUUUUUGGAAUUGAACAGUCUCAGUUACCGUUAUCGGCUCCUUCCAGAAUUAUUGACUCAUUUAGUGGUGCGUUCUUGAGAGCUUCAUGUAAAUUAUCACCACAGCUAGCCAAAGGUCAUCUGGAAUUAGGAAACUGGGCAUUUGAAGGAGCCAGUAAUACUGAUAAUGAGCUCAAGCCGUCCUUCGUUAAUGAAGAAUGUGAUGCGAUCAGAUGGCAGAUCCAGAAUGCUUGUCCAUCACUCAAGUAUUCAGUGAUAGAGAGUUUGUUAGAUAUCAUGCAAAAAUGUGAUAAUUUGCUUUCAAUUUCAUCGGAUUGCAAGGCCAUUGUUGGAACAGCAGUCGAUGAACAAACUUGUGAAAUGUUAUUCGGUCCGAAGGGUAUAGUUCAAGAAAUCUGUAAAGGAGUAUAUGGGCGUCACAUUGCAUAUUGCACUUGUGCUAUACGUUCUUAUUUCAAUUAUAUUGCAGUAAACGGAAAAGAAAGGAAAAAAGGAAAAAUUGGAGUGGUGAUUGCAACUCUUCGAAUUGUACAGAUAUUGGUAAAACAUUAUGAUGCGCUAAGUAAUUUAAUUCACAAUGAAAUGCUUCACACAAAUGAAUUACAGUGGAAAGAUAUUCUUCCUCAGCUGUUUGCUCGGCUCAGUCAUCCGGUUCAUGCUGUUCGUGAUACACUUUGUACGGUACUAGAAAGAAUUGCGGCCUCGGCUCCUCACGCACUUUGUUACCAGGCAAUUGUUGGAGCGACGCAACCGAUUGUUAUGCACAAGCAAUAUACUCGUAAUGAGGGAGAGAGAAAUGAUUUCAUUAAUAUCAUUGAUGAGGAUAAGGAAAAACUGGCUGAUGAGGAACGGUGUCUUAUGUUCGAAUGUUGUCAGCGUAUUGUGGCGCAGAUGCAAAAAAUGUUUCCUGAUCUUGUGAAGAAUGUUACUGACUUUGUUAAAGAGCUGCAAAGAAUUGAUAUGUUACAUGAAGAACGUUGGAUAUUUGUUUUGACAAAUUUGGAUAUCGAAAUAAAUCGUCGAAUCUCACAAAUAGAAGCAGAGAUAAGAAAAACUUCGGCUAAUGAAUAUCUAACUGAUUGUCAAAAACAGGAUAUCAUUCGCGAAAAAGCAAUUUUAUUUACAUCCUUGAUAUAUCGCAUUGUUGAAGACUUGUAUGAUAAGACAUGCAAAAGUAUACCUCUGACUACAAAUGAAAAACAGUUUCAAGACAUGUAUGUAAAGAUUAUCUCCGAUGCUAUGGAAACAUCACAGUCAAACAGAUCUGUACCGCGCGAAGCUUGGGCUCCCUUCAAACAGUUACUGACGCACUUAAGUAAAAAGUCAAUGAAUCGUUCUUUGACAUGUCUACAAAUGGCUGAUAUAUCUCCUCGCUUAACUAAUUUUAAUAAAACAUAUGUGCCACUUCCUGGUCAGGAACAUAAAAAUUUUGAUGACGUAGUGAUGUUGGAGCUAAUCAGUAAACAAACAGUUAUAUUACCGACAAAAACACGACCAAGAAAGUUUGGAUUUCGUGGGUCAGAUGGGAAAAACUAUCCAUUCCUAUUUAAAGGACAAGAGGAUUUGCACCUUGAUGAAUGCAUCAUGCAGUUGCUCAGAAUUUGUAACCUGAUGUUGUCAGCAAAGGAGACAGAUUGGCCAGCUUACACCGCCGAAAUUUAUUCAGUCACACCUCUUGGUUCUCGUUCAGGUCUCAUCGAAUGGGUUGAAGGUGCAACACCUAUUUUUCAAGUAUUUCGCAAGUGGCAAUAUCGUAAUGCAUCUAACAAUUCGAAUCAAAAAAAUUGUGAAAUUGGAAGACCCAGUGGAUUGUUUUUCAAGAAACUUAGAGCAGCCUUCCAGGCAAAUGAUAUUCCAAAAGAUUUUAUCUCCAAUCGUAUUAAAUGGCCGCAUUCCAUUUUGCAAGACGUUAUUCGAGAUUUGAUCAAAGAAACUCCGCAAGAUCUUCUUUCACGGUUUCCUGUUUUAUUUCAUCAAAAGUUGUGUAUUUUAAGAGAACUGUGGCUCCGCUCUGGUAGUUCAGAUACUUGGUUCCGAGUUACUGAAAGAUUUGCUCGAUCAACGGCAGUGAUGUCAAUGUUGGGUAGCAUUCUCGGUAUUGGAGAUCGUCAUUUAGAUAAUGUUCUGGGUCGGCAUUUACGUGUACCCGAAAUGGUGCCGUUCAGAUUAACUGGGAAUAUGGAGCGAGCCCUUGGUCCCACAGAAAUUGAAGGUACCUUCCGACUUUCUUGUGCUAACGUGUUAGAAAAGCUUCGUGCUGGGAAGGAAAUAUUGUUGACAGUUCUAGAUGCAUUUGUUUCUGAUCCUCUAAUUGAUUGGACCACAGUUGAAGAUGACCUUGGAUCCAGAGCAGUGAUUGCUGUUCCUGUUAUCGUGGCUGUAUAUGGAACAGCAAACCUUCCGUCCGAUAUUUCAUAUUCACUGGCCCGUUCACUUUUUGUGCAUCGAAUGACGGAAUCUUGUGCUAAGUGGUUGAAUAAUAAAAAUCAUAUGAAAUUUUCCAUUAUGUCCAUGAUUGAUGUUCUGGAAAAUCACACCAAAAAAACUCAAGAAAGUGCGGGAUACCGAUUGAUUCAUCACGAAAGGAAUGUUAAAAGAUUAGAACUGGAAAAAGUAUCAGCUGAACAAAGUUUGAAGAAUUCAUUAACUACAAAUAUGGCUUUCAAAAAUUAUUGGGAGCAGUAUAAAGAAUCAUUUAGCAAUCCACUUGUAAAUGCGCUCAAGAUGCUGGAUGAUCAAUGUAAUCAUGCUCUGUGUAUCUCUCUUUUCCGAUCAAUCCUUGACAAAAUAUCAAGCAUUUACGGCAACUUACUCUUGUUAUCGAAAAUGAACGAAGAGACAGAAUCACCAUUACUCUGUGACAGGUCUACAAAAAUGGAUCAAUGUAAAGGCCAGCAAGAGCAAAGUUUGCAAGGAAAGCAUGUGUUUAAAAAAGUAAAGUUGAAGUUGGAAGGAUUAGAUGUAACAGACAUUGGCAAGUAUGAAAUUGGAAUAAAUGAUGCAAACAAACAAAAACCCCUUACGCCGUCUGAACAGGAUUAUUUUCUUUUGUUCCAGGUUGAUAUGUUGAUUCAGCAAGCCACAGAUAUAAGCAACCUCGCCUUGAUGUAUGAAGGGUGGACAGCAUGGGUGUAG